UCAAGUGACGUCACGUUUAACAGUAAAUAUUUUUGUUUGCCUUCCUUAAAUUUGCAAAGUUUUUACUUCUUGAAACUUAUUUAUUACUUCUUUGAUUAAAAUGGGAUGUGAUGGUGGCACAAUUCCCAGACGAGAUGAACUGGUUCGUACGAAGAAAAAACCAGAACAAAAGGAUAAAAAUGCCGAGACCGUAGCGAAAUGGAAGCAUUGUGCGAUAUCUCAGAAUCCUCUUCGCAAACCUAUUGUUGCUUGUGAACUCGGUAGAUUGUAUAAUAAGGAAGCUGUUAUAGAGCACAUCUUAAAUAAGAGUGCUAUUUCUUCAUCCCACGUGGCUAACCACAUUACAAAAUUAUCCGAUGUUAAAGAGCUGAAUCUAACUGAAAAGCCCGAUUUUCAGCAGAAGAAUCCUAUGGGAGAUGAAUACGUUGAUUUAAACAAUUCUCAGUAUAUCUGCCCAGUUACAGGAUUGGAUAUGAAUGGCAAACAAAAGUUCUAUUUUGUUUGGAAAUGUGGCUGUGUUUUUUCUGAGAGAGCAAUUAAAGAAGUGAAGUCUGAAACUUGCCAUAAAUGUGGAAACCUUCUGAAUCCGAAUGACAUCAUAGUUAUCAAUGGCACAGAUGAAGAAAUUGAAGUUUUGAAAGAGAAAAUGGUGGAAAGAAGACGCCUUGCUAAGUUGGAGAAGAAAAAGAAGAGAUCAGCUACUGCAACUGAGACUUCUGCAGAAUCAAUUGAGAAAAAGAUAAAAUUGGAAACUGGUGAACCUUCUACUGAUUCCCAGCCCAUAUCUGAUACAAAGUUAACAAAUGGUGUGAAGAAGGAGAAAUUACCUGGAAAAAGUGAACAAGUAAAGCCAUCUAAGGUUAAUGGUGCAUCUGUACAAAAUGGUGGGGGUUCAUCUAAAACUUUAAUUCUUCCUGACAAAGCACAGAAAAGUUAUAGUAUUGCAAAAGAUCCAAAUGCUAGUGAUGCAUAUAAAUCCUUAUUUACAACUCAUAAAGAUGCACAAAUGAAAGAAAAGCAACAUUGGAUUACUCACAAUCCAUUGUAUUAUUAAUUAUGAUUGAUUUUUUUGCAUUUAGAACUAUCUUUGUACAAAAACUGUUUGAUACUUCUAUUUAAAAACUAUUGAAUAUUCUUUGAAGCUAGAAAAAUAUGUUUUUUAUGAGAUCAUUAUUAGGAAAUAAGACAAUCUUUAUUUGUAAUUGUUAUUCUAAAAUGACUUAUUUUCAGUUAAUAAAUUAUGUAUAUACUUUGAUACAUUAUUCUCUUUAAUGUAAAUUAAACAAAUAUAUUGUGAAGUUUUUAUAUUUUGUUUAUAGUCGGAAUGAAAAAGGAAUAUUUAAGAUAUACUAUGCAGCAAAAUUGAAAGUAAUUAUUCCGACUCCGAUUAUUUUAUAUGCUCCUUGUAUUUUUAUUAAAUUAUAUUGUAGGAAAUGUCAUUUGUAUAUUUACAUUACAACAAAAUGUUUCUUUUUAUCAAUAAUGUUGAUUGAAAAUAUUUACAUUGUGUUACAUUAUUUUUAAUAGCUACAAAUUAAUUUUAUUCAUAAUUAUGGACCUUUUUUUUUGUAAAA
Messenger RNA from Argiope bruennichi, 1574 nucleotides. RefSeq names its product replication termination factor 2-like. The record is from RefSeq and is a predicted model, not a curated record. The coding region runs from base 101 to 1054 and encodes 317 amino acids. The transcript has a single exon. Gene Ontology annotation, cellular component: nucleus. Lineage: Eukaryota; Metazoa; Arthropoda; Arachnida; Araneae; Araneidae. Gene Ontology annotation, biological process: site-specific DNA replication termination at RTS1 barrier; mitotic DNA replication termination.